GUGUUACCUCAAGACUCCUGUAUCGCGUCCCUCGCGGUAACUUGAAGGACACACGUGUUUCUAGAUGCGUGUGUGUCUUGCGAUCGAUCGAUCGACCGCUCACCACCACCACCGUCCUUGAUGCGACGCGCACCCUCCUUGUCGGCCCGUCUGGUUGCUGCCGGUCCAAUGAGCCUCCAUCUCCUCUCAGAUUCUCCCUAUCAGAUCCCAUCCUUCAGAUUCUCCCUCCCGAGCCGUCUGAUACUCUCCGCGGCGCCCUCACAGUCGCGCGCAGUCUGCGCGGUAGCGUGCUAGCGUGAGGCCGUCCGCCUUAUUACUGUCCCCGGCCUAGCACACGUCGGCAGAAGGAUCGCCAGACUGGCCGGCGGAACGAGUAGUAAGUACUAGUUACUUACUGCUAUUAGUAGUAGCCGGCAGCACCCAUCAGUCCCGGAACGGAGCAAUGGCGUCGACGGGCAUGCGUCCAGCGCAUACCGUUGCCGUGAUGCGCCAUGAUCCCACUACCAUCGUCGUCGCCGCCUCUCGCCGUGCGGCGCCGACGGCGGGCAGCCUUGUCCGUGUUUCGCCUGCGGCCACCACCGCUUGUCGCGCGAAUAGCGCCGGACCUCAACGUGCGCCGCUCGUAGGCGGCUCGCUGCGCAGCAGGCGCGAAUCUCUCGAUAAGUGUUGCGCGCGACGAGGCGGCGGCUCCUGGCGGACGUUCGUCGGCUUGAGAUUUUGGCAGCGCGGGGAAGGGGAGGGGGAGGUAGUGCUCGUCACAGAGUUCCGCCGCAGCCGGUUGAACAAGCAGACACGCGGAAGAUUCCGCCACUGGGGGUCAAGCGCAACCGGGGAUGCGCGGGAUUCCCCUGGCCGGGGGAGUUUCCGCGCAAGGGGGGGAAUGCAGGAGGAUGUGUGGCAAGGGGGGGGGUGGGGGGAAGAGAGCAGCCGCAGCGGCAGCAGCGGAGGCGGGGGUUUUGGCGGUCUCCGCGACCCCCUGCAGGCGCUAAGCCGCGCGCGCCCAUCCUCCGCGGAGGCGGACUCUCUCCCCGCAGAUGUUCGCAACAGGGCGCUCUCCGCGGUAGAGGCGCUUGUGGCGGAACCUGGGCGGGCGGCGGGGGGGAGUCAAGCCGGCGGAAGCGGAAGGGGGAGGUACGGGCGGGUGACAGUGGGUGACGUGGCGGCGCGCAGCGGAUUGAAAGUAGGCGACGCGGAGAAUGCUUUAAAGGCGUUUGCUGCGGACGGGGAAGGAUUUCUAGAGGUGUCGGACGAGGGCGACGUGCUGUACGUGCUGCCGCGCAACCUGCGUGCGCUCAUCUCGCAGCGCUCCCUGCGCAUGCGACUCGCGCCCAUGGCAGCACAGGCCAAGGCGGCAGCAGGGUAUGCGAUGCGAGUGUCGUUCGGCACGGCCCUGGUGGCCUCGGUGGUCGUAGUGUACACCUCCAUCUUCCUCCUUAUGACCUCCGCUCAGGGGGACAGCGAUGAGAGGAGGGGGAGGGGGAGAGGGCACUACCAUCACUACCGGGGGCCCACUUUCUUCUUUAACGUUGCGGACCUGCUAUGGUACUGGGACCCGGGGUAUCACCGACGAGUGCGCAGUGAGCUGCAGCUGAGGGAGAUGACCUUCCUUGAGUCGGUGUUUUCAUUUGUGUUUGGGGACGGAGACCCCAAUGACGGCAGGGAGCAGCACAGGUGGAAAGUGAUAGGCGAGGCCAUCAGCAGCAGGGGCGGGGUGGUGGCAGCACAGGAGAUAGCGCCGUACCUUGACCUGCCAGAGGACACGUCGCACGAGUCGUACAUGCUGCCAGUGCUGCAGCAAUUCCAAGGCACACCCCUCGUGGACGACCAGGGUCACAUAUUCUACUCUUUCCCUCUUCUUCAACGCUCAGCAUCGCAGCAUGCCUCCUCCUCCUCCUCCCCUUCAUACUCACGCGCGCUGCCACCGCUCUUCAUUGAAAACACCUGGUCCUUCAGUGACGCUCCCCCCACGAAGCGGGCCCUGGCAGUGGGGCUGGGUAUCAUCAACGUGGUCGGCGUGCUCGUCCUCUCCUCCAUGCUCAGGAAUCCUGCCAUUAUUCGGAAAGCAGGGCCCCCAUUAGUCUCCAUGAUACAAGGCUUCAUGCCUGCACUCCAGGCCUAUUCCGUGGCAUUCUUUGUCAUCCCCUUGUGCCGCUGGGCCGUCCUCAGUUCCACCAACUCAGCCAUUGAGGCUCGCAAUCAGAGGAGGAGAGAGAGUGCCCACAUUCUGUCACAGCCCUCGCCCCACCUUCGGAAGAAGCUGGCUAGUGCGCGAACAAGGGCUGAACGGACUGUACUAGGGGAGGAGCGAGUGAUAUAUUCUACACAAAAAGAGGUGGCGGAGCAGGAUUUGGAGGCGAGGGAGUGGGAGUCGCGGUUUGACAAGAGGCAUCAGUUAUAAUUUUCCGUUGCGAGGAAAUGUGGCAUUACAAAAUGCAGCGUGAAGUCGAUCCAUACACGCAUUGUAGUUAAUUUUGGCCUUUUUUUGUUUCGACCUUUUCAAUACAUGUUGAUGCAUUAACCAUUAGAUGAGCCGUUGGAUAGAUAUCGUUCAAUUGUACAUGU
This is a messenger RNA of Closterium sp. NIES-67, 2562 nucleotides long. The record is from the annotation of a GenBank genome assembly. Lineage: Eukaryota; Viridiplantae; Streptophyta; Zygnematophyceae; Desmidiales; Closteriaceae.